AUUUGUUGGAGAGCGUUCUACUUGCCACAUCCACCACCAUAAAUUCUCACUAUAAAUAUAAUUCCAAUUCUUGUUUGUGACAUACAAUAAUAACAUAAUAUAACGUACCAUGGUGAUGACUACUAUUAAGAGAAGAGAAGUGAUGGUUCCCCAAGAUCAUAGUCAUGAUGAUUUCUUGAUUAUGGAAGAUGAUGAUGAUGAUGAAGACCUAUUUGAGAUUGAUCUUGAAUUAGUGAAUUGCAUUUCAUCAUCACCAUCAAAACCACAUUAUUACAAUACUGCCACUACAAGUAAUACUACUAAUUCUAAUUAUUCCACAGGGAAAAAGAAUGCACUCUUGGCGAAUUGCUUGAUGCCAAUUUCAGAUAUUUCUAGUGCAAUUCCAGCUUGUAACAAGAGUAAAAAUAUUAGUAGUAAUAAUUAUAAUGUUGUUAUUUCUGAGUCUUUUUCAUUGGAGGAAUAUCUUAGGUUACCAUUUUUGGGGGAUAUUGGAGCAUUGUUGCAUGGCAAAACAAAACCACAAUUUCAAUUCAAGUUUCACCAUUAAUUAGUGACUAAUUAAUUAUGUAUUAUCAUCACAUAUAUGCAAGUUGCUUGUUAUCUAUGAAAUCUUCUAAGCUCUA
Messenger RNA from Arachis ipaensis, 623 nucleotides. RefSeq lists its product as uncharacterized. Lineage: Eukaryota; Viridiplantae; Streptophyta; Magnoliopsida; Fabales; Fabaceae. The record is from RefSeq and is a predicted model, not a curated record.